Molecule: messenger RNA, 552 nt
Organism: Myotis daubentonii (Daubenton's bat)
Lineage: Eukaryota; Metazoa; Chordata; Mammalia; Chiroptera; Vespertilionidae
Gene: ARGFX
Product: arginine-fifty homeobox
Source: RefSeq, a predicted model, not a curated record
AUGGGCACUCCAAGAGGAUUCGGGACUGUAACAUGGAAGAAGUACCGAAAACAUACCUUAUUCAUGUGUAUGCAGCAUGAACAGUUGGAGGUUCAAUUUAACGGCAACAGGUUUCCAAAUAAAAAUCUCCAAAAGGAACUUGCCUUGGAACUCUACCCACCGGAGUCAACAACAAAGACUUCAUUAAGAAGACGAGUCAAAUCAAGGAAGCAGAAGCAGCAGCAGCUAUCACUAAAGCAACCAAAUCAGAUUCUUCCAGCCACGAAUGUGCCCACCCCACCCACAACAUCAACUAGUCCUUAUUAUUUCCCCCCUAGAGUUUCAGAUUCCCAUAGCUCCCUUCCACCUCAGCCCAUAGGCCCUUCCAAUUUGGCAUGGGACCCUGUCAUCACCGAGAAUCCCACAAGUGAUGUCCAAAUGCAAGGUCCUCAGUUGGAGGGACUGGAGCCCUCCGUUCCUGUUUUGUUCCUUGAUACCUAUACCAUAGAGCAAAUUGUGGAACUGUACAGCUUUUCUGAUGAUAUCAGUAUCUCACCCACAGGCCCCAGCUAG